Messenger RNA from Entrophospora sp. SA101, 559 nucleotides. The record is from the annotation of a GenBank genome assembly. Lineage: Eukaryota; Fungi; Glomeromycota; Glomeromycetes; Entrophosporales; Entrophosporaceae.
AUGAAAAUUUCAAUUGGAAUUUUUAGAAUAGGUGAUGCCACUGCAUCCUCUUCUGCUGUUGUUGAUGAAGAAGAGGUAGUAGAUGUGGUUAAAGAUAUAGAUGAGGACGUUGAAAUGGAUGAUCUAGAACUUCCACCUAACGUUCGUCCUGUUGUAAUUCUUGGUGAAAGAGGAGACAACUUGAAACGCAUACAAGAUUCUACAAAUACUCAUAUGAUAUUUAAUAGUAAAACCUCGCAAAUUGAAAUGUGGGGAAAAAGAGACGAUUUAAAACAAGCUCUUAAGCAAUGGAAUAAUCUGGCAGAAAACAUACUUGAAAAUAUACUUGCGGCACUAACCGAGAAACAAAAACUUAAACAAAAACUUAAAAAAGAACGUGAAAAGGAGGAGAAAAGUUAUCGAGGAUUUCCUCCUGAACAUAAACCUUUCUAUGGAAUUUUUCUUCUUCCUAAUACUGACAUACCAACUUCAAUAAUUGUUGAUGAAAAUGAAAAAGGUGCAGCAUUAGAUCCAAUUCGUGUUAAGACUAAAUGUUAUAUAUGGAAUGAUAUUAAUGUAA